Molecule: messenger RNA, 1747 nt
Organism: Chara braunii
Lineage: Eukaryota; Viridiplantae; Streptophyta; Charophyceae; Charales; Characeae
Source: the annotation of a GenBank genome assembly
CUCUGACAACACAGUAAGAUACCGUAACAGCAAGUUUGACGACAAAUGGCGGCUUCAUCUACAGCUAUAUCGAUGGAGCAGAUGGCGAUGGAGGCGGCGUCCAUGCAAGACGCUCUUGCUGCCGCUGGCUUUGGAGAGGAGGGUGCCGCACUGGAGAUUGUGCAGAUGUACAAACGACAGAUGGAGGAGAUCUAUACUACGCUUAUCCAGCAUCGACACAAUCUACCGGCGGAUCUUCUCGACGAGGGUGAGGAGCUGGUCGGUGGUUGGGAGGAGGACCUCUAUGCAGAUCUUCCAUCUCAACGGCUGGGCGUGAUCGAAAAUGAACAGGUGAUGGCGGAAUUGGGUGUUUGUGUUGAAAUGAUAAAGAAAGUAAAGGGAAUCUUCGAUGAACUUAGGGAGGGGUUGUAUGGGGGUGCAAGGUGCGAUGAUGUGGAAAAGUGUUGCUGCGCGGGGCCUGAGGAGGGGCAGGUGCUGCGCACUGCGAUGCAGGAUCGAUCGUGGGAAGUGGAGGUCGUGAUUCGUCGUGGGGGGCUUGAGGAGGGGUGGGGUCCUUGCGGCGAACUGUUGGAGCGUGACAACGACGCAAGCACGAUCGGUAGGUAUGAUAACACCGAUUUCAGCACAGAGAGUAAUGGCAUCGCCGGUGGUUACAGCUUCAACACCAAAUUGAAUAAGAACAACAAUGACAAUGAUAAUAAGCGUAUCGUUAAUGAUUGCAGUGAUGAUUGUUUCGAAGCAGGAGAUACUGCUUUUUUUGACGCUUUCUUUGAUGCUGUCGCUGACGACAACAACAGCAACACCACUAUCAACAAAAGCGGUGAGAUCAACAGAAUUCAUGAUGGUGGCGAAGACAACAACGUCGGAGAUGACUUCCUCGAACGCGUUGAUACUGCUUUCGUUGAGGUCGUCGCUGGGAACGGCAAUGACAUUUGCGAUAAUAACGACAAUAAGCUCAACAACAAUGGUGGCAACUACGUCAUUCAUAUGACCAGGGCUAUCAACAACAAUAACGUGGUUGGAGACAGCAUAUAUGACAAACGUCAUGAUAAUGCGCAGGCUCACUCCCGCUCUUUUCACCUUCUCUUUUUGCUUCGCUGGUUUUUCGUGAAGCCCGAUCAGGGCUUGGGGUGUGUGGGGUGGGUGAUGGGCAGGUUUGGGAUACAGAAAGAUUGUGUGGCAAAGAGGGAUACCGGAUGGAGGCGAGUAGGGGUGGGAUAGAGCUGUUAGGGAAAAUUGGGCCGCAUAGGGCAGUGCGUGAAAAUAUCGCUUUCUCGCGGGGUUGCGUGGUGGUAACUCGGGUUUCGUAUGGUCUUUUACUAUACAUGAUUGAGCAGGUGGCGAGGAAGUGGGAAUAUGUCGCAAAUCGCAAAUUGCCACGUCGCUGCUCGGUGAUAUUUCUCUAUCUACCCCCUUUUCUUUGACACGGAUUGGUAUGAGCUGUGGCCGCGUCGGAUCCCCUCUGUUUCAUCGGUCGACGUGCUGUUGGUUUAUUUCUGCUUUUGUCUGCCUGAUAGCGAGUUCAGAGCAGGCGAAGAUUAACGGUUGGAGGUUUCAAUGGGGGAUGGCAUUUUUUAUCUUCCCUAUGGAUGACAACCCCUCUUCCUCAUAGGCAUGUUUACGAUCCACAUAGGCAUGUUUACGAUCCAUGUGGCUUAUGAUGAGGAAUUUGAAGUAGGAAUAUGACUCUGAAUUUGGAUGGGCAGUUAAUCCCCUCAGUUGAGGGCAAUCAAUGCUGCCCACCGGG